AUGGCUUCGGGGUUUGCUCAGCACUACGUGGAAUGUACAACAUGCGAUAGCAAUGCUGAAUACUACUGCAACACUUGUCAGUUUGACUUGUGUCAGGCCUGCAAAGAGACCCAUCAGCGAAAGAAGAAAACGGAAAACCAUGAGGUCGUUCUGUAUAGAGAAAGAGAAGAUAAAGUACAAGAAAGGUGCAGCACGCAUAGUGACAAAAUAUACAACGCUUGCUGCAAAGAAUGCGAACUACCCGUAUGUAUAAAAUGUAUAACAGAAAGCCAUUCGUGUCACGCCAUUGUGGAAAUUGAAGACAUUUUCAAUCAGAAGCUUGAAGUGUUUAACAAACAAAUACAAGACUUGAAAGAAAAAAUAAUUCCACAAUGUGAGGAUGUUCAAAAGAAUAUAAGCAAAGAAAUUGAAAACUGCAGGAAAACACUCUCACAAAUUCGAUCAGAUUUAUUAACUACCGCUCAAUCCAUUAAAGACCUAGUGGACUUCAUACUUAAAGAGAAAACGGAAAAAGUAAGUAAACUUGAAGAAAGUCUUAUGAAGGAAUUGCAAUCUCGUGAAAAAGAGAUGAAGACAUACACCAACGGUCUGAAUUCCAUCAUCGAAGAUUUCGAAGAUCUAAGGAGAACAGACAAAAAGGCCGAGUUUAUCAUUAAACACAAAGAAAAAUUACAAAUAAUCCCCUUACAGUCGCUUGGUACCAUGUUUUAUACUCCGCCUCCAUCAUUCACGCCGUGUCCUGUAUCCAAGGAGCAGAUAGAGAAAUUGUCUGGGGAUAUUGUUGAAGAGUCACAAAAACCUAUACCCGGUACAUCAGAUCUGCAUCACCUUGUUCAUAAAGCGAGUUUUUUCCCAGUUUUGAAAUAG
Messenger RNA from Saccostrea cuccullata (small rock oyster), 867 nucleotides. RefSeq names its product RING finger protein 207-like. The coding region runs from base 1 to 867 and encodes 288 amino acids. The record is from RefSeq and is a predicted model, not a curated record. NCBI's taxonomy places the organism in Eukaryota, Metazoa, Mollusca, Bivalvia, Ostreida, Ostreidae. Gene Ontology annotation, molecular function: zinc ion binding. The transcript has a single exon.